AUGGGCAACGGCGCACGAGCACAGCAGAAGCGCGAGCGCAAUGCGAAGGACACCAAGAAAGGGCCUACUUCGCAGCUCAAGUCGAACCAAGCAGCAAAGUCCAUCAUCUGCAAAAUCUGCCGACAAGAUUUCCAGGUCACCACCAAACAGCCUGCUCUGAUCGAGCAUGCCUCAUCCAGGCACCCUGGCAAGGCAGUGACUGAGUGCUUUGAUGGUGCUUGA
Messenger RNA from Cyphellophora attinorum, 222 nucleotides. RefSeq lists its product as uncharacterized. The coding region runs from base 1 to 222 and encodes 73 amino acids. The record is from RefSeq and is a predicted model, not a curated record. Lineage: Eukaryota; Fungi; Ascomycota; Eurotiomycetes; Chaetothyriales; Cyphellophoraceae. The transcript has 2 exons.